Messenger RNA from Porites lobata, 4481 nucleotides. Lineage: Eukaryota; Metazoa; Cnidaria; Anthozoa; Scleractinia; Poritidae. The record is from the annotation of a GenBank genome assembly.
UUUAUUGAGCGGGCAGCGGCCAAUUAUUGUUUUUCUCUCCGUUUUAAAGCCUCUACUCUUCGUUGAGUUCUUAGGAAGUGUAGAUCUCUCGGUCUUCACUUAAUACUUGAAACAACGACAAGAACAGCUGUUAGGGAGCAGACUGGACAGUCCUGUCUUGCUGUGAAAAGGUGAUGUCACUUGCGGGAAUUUGUAUUUCAUUCGCGCUACACGUAUCUGAUUUUUACAUACAUAUUAUAUCUAAUGAAAGGUCUUGAAAUUGGCUUAAUCUCCGUAGAACUUUGAAAAGAAGAAUGACGAAAUCAAAGCUUUACACCUUGGCUUUUAUUCGAAAUGGAAACAACAUUCUUCUGGGGAUGAAAAAGAGAGGGUUUGGAGCUGGUCGGUGGAACGGUUUUGGCGGGAAAGUGGACGCGGACGAAACAAUUUUGCAAGCCGCUAAAAGGUAAAGCUGCCAAUCGUUUUCAACCCUCAGUCUUCUUUUUGCUUUAAAAACUUUUUAAUCUUACUAUGAUCUUUCUUCGCUAUGAUUAGUCUCCUAUUUUUCUUCGCAAUUGUUCAGAGGCAACACAUGCGAGCGCGCGAGGUCACAUCCCGCGAGGAAACGCGACGGGCACUGCUUUUACCAUUCCUGGGGGGUCAUUCCUUACAAUCUAUCUCCCAGCGCGGGACAGGAAGGGAGCUAGCGGGAUAUCAAUCAUCAUAUAAGCUGUAUGGGCAUGUACUGCUGUCAAGGCAGAAUCCACAGCCAAAAGGCCAAAACAGGUCAAAUUAGCUUAUUGGCCCUAUAUAACCUAAGGAGGAAGACAGAGACAUUAGAAUAAGGAUGGAAGUUGGGGAGAGUUGAAAACACUGACCUGCGGUUCCCAGACUACCCACUGACCCCCACUUCAAAGACUACCCUACAGACUACUCCUACGGACUACCCUAAAAAAUCAACCAAAUUCACUUUUGCAAAGGAAAUAGAUAGAACAAACCUACCUCCACUGUGCUUCCUACAGAUCCAUAAACAGCCACCAUCUUGUUUUUCGCCGGUUUCAUCGACCCAGUCUUUUUUUAGUCCUGCUCCAUUCUUUUUUGGCUACCAGCCAGCACGCUGUUAGCUACAUACAGUGUCAAAAAAAGUGUUUAAAGAUUGGGUUCUUGAAAGCAAAGACCCCUAAGACCCCCUACCGAAUGACUCUGAACUUUACUGAUUAGGGUUAGGAAACUGAGUGAAUCAGGUUCCAUUUAGGUCAUUACACUGAGAAACCUGACCUUAAAGAAUUGAUUCACUCAGUUUGCUAACCCUAAUCUUAAGCGGUCUUAGGGGUCUUUGUUUUCAAGAUGGAACUCUGGGUUCUACGCUUUCACGUAGUUUACACCUACUUGAUGAAUGACAUCAGUAACCCAGUCUGCAGCCUUUUGUGAAGUACAUGCCAACUGAUGGUAACUCAAAUUUCAUACAAUCAGUCAAUGGAUGUGAAAAGAAAAUUACGGUGAUACCAAAACCCCAGGGCAGGAGACGGAACCAAUUUUGGAAGUAGCCAUGUCGCCUAUAAGCCGUGGGCCUCAAUCUCCUAUGUGCAGGAUUGACAUAUAUUGGGCAUGAAGUUAGGUUGCAAUAUGAAAGACUGGGUCCAGGAAAAAAUAAGAUGUCAACUGUUUAUUGCGUAGCAACACGGGUAGGUUUGUUGUAUCUCUUUCCCCCAUAAAAACUGAAUUUGGUUGAAAUUUUAGGGUAGUCCUUCAGGGUACUGCGUGGGGUUGUUCGCGGAGUUUUCCAUAGGGUAGUCCACUGAGUGGGGUUCAGUGGUAGUCCGCGGACCAGGGUCAGUGUUUUUCACCCUUGAAGUUGAAUGGGUUGGAGGAAACAUUUUAAACACAAAAAUGGAGAAGAGAUCCAUACAAAUGCACAGGGCGUCAACACACUGACAAUGUGCUCAAUCAGUUACUUAGCGUAAAUGUUUCGACUUUAAUAAUGCUAGAAAUUUUUCUUAAUUAUGAAUAAAAUUCAGUCCUAAAUUUUACCAUCUAAAAUAUAACAAUUUAUUGAACUCAAAUGAUUUCAAAAAAUUGUGGCUUUUAAUUAACACUCGAGGGAAGGCAUGGCAAAUGAUUAUCAUAUUAUGGAUAUAUUGUUUUGAUUGGGCUGAGAUAAAAAAUUGUUUCUGGUUAACAUACAUGUAGGCUACAAGUAGGAGAGAAUUUUAUUUUUUAUUACAGUUGAACUCCCUUUAAGCAGCCACCUAUGAACCAGCUACCCUCUAUUAAGCAGCAAAAUAAUUGUAGAAAAGAAUAGUAAAUUAAACCUCUGUUAAGCAGCCACCUCUAUGAGCAAGUGGCCAUGGCCUCCUUUUGGCCAUUUGAUGAGAAUUCUACUAAUGCUGUCACCUUUAUUAAGCAGCCAUUAAGUAUUUGAUACACAUAAUUUAGCUUCAAUUUAAAAUAUGAUGAAGGAAAAUACAGUCAAAGAUAGAAGAUGAGGAGUGAUUGUGGAGAGAUAAUGCUACUUCUGUCUCUUAGUGAUAUUUCUGGUAAAGAUUAUGCUAAUUUAUGACAAACCUCAAUUGAGUGGCCAAGGGUGGCCACUUAAUGGGGGGUCAACAAUAUUAUAUCAUUUUAAAAACAGCAAAAUCUGGGUUGGUGAGCAAAUGGGGGAGAAGUAAAUUGCUUUAGACAUUUUUUUAAACAUGAAAUAAGGUUAUUGGUGGCAUUUUAACAGGAGUCUGUGGAUAUUAUCUUUGUUUGUUUACAGGGAAUUGUGGGAAGAAUCAGGUCUGACAGUAGACGAACUCCAAGAGGCUGGAAUUUUGAAGUUUGAAUUUGUUGGUGAAGCUCAAAUAAUGGAGGUUCAUGUUUUCACCACUAGUAUUUUCAAAGGAACACCGGCUGAAUCUGAUGGUAAUUCAGUUUAACAUAGAAUGGCAUACCUAGUUCCCAUUCAAAGUGAAGCAAGCAAUGAAGAGUGUUACAACAAUACAUUAAACCCUUCAUGACUACUGACCAGUCAACUAGGAGGUAUACCCACCCUUUCCCCUGGUCUACUCUCAUCUAGAUCUGAAAUGGUGUCAUUCAUCUGGCACUGUAUUAGUUUCAGCUGUCAAACCUGACCUAUUUUUAGGGCAAUCUUUUCUUAUCUUUUGUGGUUUGAGCUGAACAAAACAGGACCUGAUUUUUAGAAAAUGGGCAGCCUUGUUAAACAAAAUUUGCUAACCCUGAGUCUAAAACUAUCAAGACAGUCAAGCCAAUUGACUACUAUUAGAAAAAAUCAUGCAGUUGCCAUCUGUUUGACUCAGUUUGUUGGGUACCUGAGUUAAGUGAUGUAGGUCCAGUUUGAUUUCUUGAUCCUUCAAAGACCCCAUCUCACCGCCCAUUUACUGAAGUGAAUCUCUUGGGAUGCAAAAUAACCACUAAGGAUGUAUCCAUCUGUCCAGUGAUCUGUCACCAGGGAGACUUAACCUGAAGUUAAGCUCUAGCUGCUUUGUUGACCUUACCCCUUUAAAGUGGUUUAUAAUGUAUGUAAACAGAACAAUUUUAAUCUUUUUUUCUGUAGAAAUGAGGCCCAAGUGGUUUUCUUUAUCAGAGGUACCAUUCAGUGACAUGUGGCCGGAUGACCCUCUGUGGUUUCCAUUGAUGUUGAAUGGGCAGAAGUUCUCUGGAUAUUUUAAGUUUAAAGGACACUCAGAAAUCCUUGAUUACACCCUUCAGCCCUCAUGUGCAGUUUGAUGUUUUUGUAAAAAAUUGUUUUGAGAGUUACAUUAAUGCCAUGACACAUCUUAUCACCAGCUUCUACCCAUGUAGUUUCACUCUGAGCUUUGACUGAGCUUUUCUCAUUUAAGUAGCUAAAGGCAGUUCUUUUUAAGGAGUGCCCAUCGUAAAAAAAUCUCUGCAUUUUAUAACGUAAAACAAAUGAACGAAGCAUGGCAGGGACCCACUUUAGGGGUCAUUUUAUAGGGUUUGUACAGUUUUAAAUUCUUGAUAAAGUCUUCAAUUUUUUUGCAGACCAAUUAAAUGUUUAGAUGUUUUUUGUUUUAAUACAUGUAAUUGUCUCUCGAUCUCCACCCCUGGCUGAUUCAUCAACUUUCAUUUCCUUGGUCUUCCUUUUUCGUACCAUGGUGGGAACAUGGUUGCGCCACCAUAAGGCCCAUGGAAAGGUGGUUAUCACCAGGAAAGUGGGUGCACGUAGGUCUGAAUAUCAGGUUCAGCUAUUCACAGUUUAGGUGUUAUGAUGGGCUAAAAUGCCUAGAAAAACGAGCAUUUUUGACAACUUUCCCCUAUUUUGGUGAGAAAACGUAAUUUUCCUGAAGAUUCAAAAAUUGAGAUUCAUAAUUAGCAAAUUGCUACUGGAACUGUCUGUAAUUUGAUACUCUUUAAGGUAGCUUCCAAACAGUUUUUUUCAUCAAUUUUUAGCUUUGAGUUGUAUUAUUUAUCUCAUAUGUUAGGAAUAGGAAAAUGAUAUAUUCGUGAGUUAGCCCCAGUGAGAGAGCAAAAUCUGCCCC